AUGGUCCACAAGACGCUCUUCCACUUGGUCAAGAUUCUUCAAGACAUGAAAGCACGUGGAUGGAUACAUGGGGACAUUAAAGCUGAGAACCUCGUUCUGCACCGAGAGGUAAUGAAAAACAAAUCAAGCAAUUACAUAACAAUUUGUAACUGUUUCAGACGCUCCAGCUGACCCUGAUCGAUUUCGGAUUUGGUUUCCGUUUCCGGGACAAAAAUGGGAAUCGCGUUGCUUGGAGAAGUCCGAUUGCCGAUGCGAUUCACUCGUCGUCCUUUGCCGAUGUCUACAAGAAGAUAACCCCUCUGGACGAUCUCAUGCAGGCGUUCUUUCUCGGACUGCAGCUCCGUUGUCUCGCCAAGUUGAUCUACGAUGAGGACUUUUUGAAGGCGCGCGCCAAGAAGCACAAGUUAGUUGCUCAGCCGAGAAUGUACCUACCGGCAUCCGAACAGCCGAUCGUCUACAUCUACGAGAAAAUCUUGGUCCACAAGUUCGGACAGGAGCCUGACUUUGAUGGAAUCCGCACUGCGAUCGAAGACGAGAGACGUCGUGCCGUCGGAAAGCGUCGCCCCGGAUUCGCCUACGAUGCUGUCGCCGACCAAUUGAACUUUGACUGA
Caenorhabditis sp. 36 PRJEB53466 is the source of this 611-nucleotide messenger RNA. The record is from the annotation of a GenBank genome assembly. NCBI's taxonomy places the organism in Eukaryota, Metazoa, Nematoda, Chromadorea, Rhabditida, Rhabditidae.